This is a messenger RNA of Mercenaria mercenaria, 11013 nucleotides long. RefSeq names its product myosin-VIIa-like. Gene Ontology annotation, cellular component: myosin complex; cytoskeleton. The record is from RefSeq and is a predicted model, not a curated record. Gene Ontology annotation, molecular function: ATP binding; cytoskeletal motor activity; protein binding. Bases 334 to 6921 code for a protein of 2195 amino acids. The transcript is spliced from 41 exons. NCBI's taxonomy places the organism in Eukaryota, Metazoa, Mollusca, Bivalvia, Venerida, Veneridae.
UAUAUUGAAUUCUGUAUCUGGACAUGCGUUAUUCGAGGAAAAAUUGUGAUAUAAUCAAGAGCGAAAUUAUUCUUAAUCGCAGUGACAUUUUCCACCAGAUUCAUUUUGAAGGAGAAAUAUGUUAACAAGCAGUUUGUAUAAUGUGAACCAAUUAGGAGAAAACUAAUGAAUAUGUCAUGCUAAAUGCAGAGAUUGUUUCGGAAGGUUUUAUAUAUGUAUAUUGUAAUUUGUUGUUACGCGGAAUGGAUUUAACAUUUUACGCAAUAGUUAAAUGUACCAACAUUCAAGGAAUAUAAGACAUUCUAUGGAAUUAUUUUACGCAGGAGAAUAAAUAUGAACAGUAAAAUGGCAUACCGUGCAAUACGACCCACAUUUAAGGGUGACCAUGUUUGGAUUGACCCCAAACAAAAGACAGAGUUUAGCGUGGCCAUUGGGGCCCAGGUGCAGCACUCGGAGUCCGGGCGGAUACGGGUAGUUGACGACGAUGGGACGGAACAUUGGGUAGAUGGGAUUAAACAACAAAUACGGCAUAUGAAUGCCAGUUCCAUUAACCAUAUAGAAGACAUGAUCUUGCUAGGUGAUCUCAAUGAAGCGGGAAUUCUGCGAAACUUGUUCCUCCGAUACUCUGAAAACAAAAUCUAUACAUACACGGGCUCAAUCUUAGUAGCUGUAAAUCCAUACCAAGUACUGCCGAUUUACACACCGGAAUAUAUAUCAGAGUACCGAGACAAAAAGAUCGGGGAGAUGGAACCUCACAUCUUUGCCAUAGCUGACAAUUCGUACCACAACAUGCAGAGAUACUCACAUGACCAGUGUGUAAUCAUCAGUGGAGAAUCAGGGGCUGGUAAAACAGAGAGUACAAAAUUGAUCCUGCAGUUCCUGGCGGCCAUAAGUGGCCAGCAUUCCUGGAUAGAACAGCAGAUUCUAGAAGCUAACCCUAUCAUGGAAGCAUUUGGUAAUGCUAAAACCAUCAGAAAUGACAACUCCAGUAGAUUCGGCAAGUAUAUAGACAUUCACUUCAAUCAGCGCGGCUCUAUAGAGGGCGCUAAGAUCCUGCAGUAUCUCCUGGAGAAGUCGAGAAUCGUACACCAGGCCCAUGACGAAAGAAACUAUCAUAUAUUCUACUGUAUGUUAGCUGGUAUGACGCAAGAAGAGAAAAAGAAAUUGGAUGUUGGAACUGCUGAACACUACUGGUAUCUUACUCAGGGUGGAGAUACAAAAUGUGAAGGUAGAGACGACGCUAAAGAGUUUGCUGAUAUCAGAUCGGCAAUGAAGGUGCUCAUGUUCUCCGAUAAAGAAGUCUGGGAUUUACUGAAAAUCUUAGCAUCUUUGUUACAUCUUGGAAACCUGAACUACAAUUCCAUUGAGAUGGACAACAUUGAUGAUGCCAGUGAAAUUUCUGAUAUCUCUCAUAUCAACAAAGUGUGCGCGCUACUAGAGGUGCAUGCCCAAGAUCUAAUAGAUGCACUGACCACAAAAACUAUAGUCACACGAGGAGAAAGUGUCACUAGUGCAAUGAGUGUGGUACAAUCCAUGGAUGUCAGGGACGCUUUUGUGAAGGGUAUCUACGGUAGAAUGUUUGUAUGGAUCGUUGAGAAGAUUAAUACAGCCAUCUACAAACCAAAAACCAAUCCUAAACAUUUCCGAAGCUCCAUUGGUGUGCUAGAUAUCUUUGGAUUUGAGAGUUUUGAUAUUAACAGUUUUGAGCAGUUGUGUAUCAACUAUGCCAACGAGAAUCUGCAGCAGUUUUUUGUCCAGCACAUUUUCAAGAUGGAACAGGAAGAGUAUGAUAAUGAAGGUAUCAGCUGGCAACAUAUAGAGUUUGUUGACAACCAGGAUGCCCUUGAUCUCAUUGGUUUAAAACCCAUGAAUAUCAUCUCAUUGGUGGACGAGGAAAGCAAAUUUCCAAAGGGUACCGAUCAGACGUUGUUGAACAAACUUCACCAGACCCACCAGAGCAACAAGAAUUAUCUAAGACCCAAGGCGGACAUCAACAGAGUGUUUGGUCUCAACCAUUUUGCUGGUGUUGUAUUCUAUGACAGCAAAGGAUUUUUGGAGAAGAACAGAGACACGUUUUCUGGUGAUUUGUUACAAGUGAUACAGUCUACUGGGAAUAAGUUCCUGCUUGAUCUCUUCAAACAAGAUAUACACAUGGGUUCAGAUACCAGAAAGAGAGCCCCUACUUUGGGAGCCCAGUUCAAGAAAUCCCUUGAAUCCCUUAUGAAGACCCUCAAUGCUUGUCAGCCAUUCUUCGUCAGGUGUAUCAAACCAAAUGAGUUCAAGAGAGCCCAGGAUUUUGAUAGGGAGCUAUGUUGCAAGCAGCUCAGAUACUCUGGUAUGAUGGAAACAAUCAGAAUUCGUAGAGCUGGAUAUCCUAUCAGACAUUCUUUCUUUGAUUUUGUCGACCGCUAUCGUAUCCUUGCUGCGGGUAUUGGCCCCGCCCACAAGGAGGACUGUAGGGCAGCUUCAUUGAAGAUCUGUCAGAAGGUUUUGGUAGGGCUCGAUUAUCAGAUGGGACACACAAAGGUUUUCCUAAAGGAUGCCCAAGAUGCAUUUUUAGAGCAACAGCGUGACAUAAAGUUGUCAGAGAAGAUCUCCAUCAUACAGAAGACCAUACGUAUGUGGCAUGUCAGACGUAGGUUUGUUAGGAUGCGCGGAUGCUGUACCACUAUUCAGUCUAGAUGGAGGGCGUACAUGGCUAGGAAACAAUUCUUAGCAAUGAGACAAGGGUACAUGCGCCUUCAAGCUCUCGCCAGGUCAAGGAUUUUGACUGCUCAGUUCAAUGCUCAGCGAAGUCUGGUGAUCAACAUACAACGUUUUUGCCGUGGUUACCUGGUACGUAAGUGGGCACAGCAGAGAAUGUACGCUGUCAUCAAGAUACAGGCACAGAUCCGGACGGCGAUACAGAGGGUGAAAUUCAGGAGGCUAAGAAUAGAGUAUCAAAAACGAAUGGAGGCCGAGCGUAUCAGACAAGAGGAGGAGGCAAAAUUGAGAAAGAAGAUGAACGAGAAGAAAGCUAAACAAGAGGCUGAGAGAUUACAUCAGGUAAGACUUGCUGAUAUUGAACGAGAGGCAGAAGAAACAGAGAGAAUACAACGUGAGCAGGCUAAGAUGAAGGUGGAACAGAUUGAGAUCACGGAGAGACGUAGGAACGAACCUGUGACUGACUCCCAAGUGGUUGAUGACAUAUUUGGAUUUAUUGGCGAGGGAACCGAGGGAUAUGGAGGGGAAGGACCGUCGGCUUUUGCUUCGGAUGGAUUUGAGGAGAACUUUCUGUUUGCUGAUCUCGAAGAGAAAAGGAAACGUAUUAUGUCUGAAAUCGGUUAUGACACGGAGGAGAUGCAAAUCCCGAUACCAGUCGAUGAAGAGGAUAUCUCUGAGUACAAAUUCGCGAAAUUUGCAGCCACAUUCUUUCAAGGGAAUGCAACACAUACGUAUAUCAGACGUCCCAUCAGAACAUCGCUGUUACAGUUGAAAUCCGAGAGUGAUCAUUUAGCGGCACUUGCAGUUUGGAUCACAAUCCUGAGGUUCAUGGGAGAUUUACCGGAACCAAAAGUCUAUACCGGAGUUCAGGAAACUAGGGACACUACCCCAGUGAUGACAAAAAUUUACUCUACCCUGGGACGUAAAUUCAACAAGAAAGAUCUAGAAGAAGCACAGCGUAUGAAUAUGGAACUCGAGAAUGAACCAGCAAACAUCAUGCGUGGUGGCGGAAAACGCAGCAUGCGGAAAAAGCUUGUGUCAUUGACACUGAAGAAGAAAUCAAAGAUUACAGAGGAGUUUAAGAACCAGUUGGACGCUGAUUAUUUUUCUCCAUCUGGUCAGAAUGCGCUACUUGAAGAAAGACCGACCACAAACUUGGAAAAAUUGCAUUUCAUAAUAGGCCAUGGCAUUUUGCGGCCAGAUUUAAGGGAUGAGAUAUAUUGCCAGAUCACCAAACAGCUUACCCAGAAUCCUUCACGAUCGUCCCACGCUAGAGGCUGGAUCCUGCUGUCUCUGUGUGUAGGAUGCUUCGCCCCCUCAGAUAAGUUCAUCAAAUACCUGAGGAACUUUAUCAGUGAGGGACCACCAGGUUACGCCCCAUACUGCGAAGAGAGACUGAGACGUACAUUUGCUAACGGCACUCGUAACCAGCCACCGUCAUGGCUCGAACUUCAGGCAACAAAAUCCAAGAGACCGUUAAUGCUGCCAAUCACAUUUAUGGAUGGAAACACGAAGACGUUACUUGCUGACUCAGCAACAACAGCAAGGGAACUUUGUCAACAGCUGUCAGAUAAGAUUGGACUCAAAGAUCAGUUUGGAUUCUCACUAUACAUUGCACUUUUUGACAAGGUGUCGUCCCUGGGUAGUGGGGGUGAUCAUGUUAUGGACGCCAUAUCUCAGUGUGAACAAUACGCCAAAGAGCAAGGAGCUCAGGAAAGGAAUGCACCAUGGAGGCUGUUCUUCAGAAAAGAAAUAUUUGCUCCCUGGCAUGAUCCAAGCGAGGACUCCACAGCCACAAACCUUGUAUACCAACAGGUUGUACGAGGUAUCAAGUUUGGAGAAUACAGAUGUGAUAAGGACGAUGAUUUAGCGAUGAUUGCUGCCCAACAGUACUACAUUGACUAUGGAUCUAACUUGAGCACGGAACGCUUACAGAGUCUUCUCCCCUCGUACAUUCCCGACAGCCUCCUCGCCAAACCUAAUGCCCUGACAUACUGGAUGCAGCAGGUCAAUGCCAAAAUCCGUGGCCCCUACUUUGCCAAUGAUAGAAUUAAGGGACUUAAGGUUAAAGAAGACAUUGUGAGCUAUGCAAAAUAUAAAUGGCCGCUACUGUUCUCAAGAUUCUAUGAGGCGUACAAAUUUGCCGGACCAAGUCUGCCAAAGAAUGAUGUUAUAAUUGCUGUGAACUGGACCGGUGUGUAUGUUGUGGAUGAUCAAGAACAGGUUCUGCUGGAGUUGUCUUUCCCUGAAAUCACAGCUGUCUCCAGCAGCAGAACUGGCAAGAUGCAUGGCCAGAGCUUUACUCUAGCAACGGUGAAAGGGGAUGAGUAUACAUUUACCUCACCAAAUGCUGAAGAUAUCCGUGACCUUGUGGUGACCUUCCUUGAAGGACUGAAGAAAAGAUCCAAAUAUGUGAUAGCUCUACAGGACUACAAUGCUCCAGGUGACACAUUCUUGAACUUCCAGAAAGGAGACUUGAUUGUAUUACUGCAGCAGAAUGGUGAAACUGUGAUGAACUCCGGAUGGUGUGUGGGUGAAUGUGUCCGCACGACGAAAAAGGGAGAUUUCCCCGCUGAAUGUGUGUAUGUGCUGCCAACCAUCACAAAACCACCUCCUGAAAUAUUGCAACUGUUUGUGCAGUCGUCAGAUCCCUCGAUGUUAGUACAGAAUACAGGAGAGGUAGUUAUUGAACCUGGAGAGAAACCUUACACACUCGAAGACUAUGCUAUGGACCAUUUCAGACCUCCACCAAAGAGGACCCUUUCAAAAACACUGUCACAGGCCAGCAGACGACGCAAGCCUGAUGAACUGUGGAGAUACUCGAAGGAGCCUUUGAAACAGCCCUUGUUGAAGAAAUUACAGGGACGUGAAGAAGUCAGUCAAGAGGCAUGCAUGUGCUUCCUCGCUAUCCUGAAGUACAUGGGUGAUCACCCGUCAAGACGAGGACGUGUAGCCAAUGAACUCACUGAUCAAAUCUUUGAGCCACCACUCAGAACUGAGAUCUUGAAGGAUGAAGUCUACUGUCAGAUUGUUAAACAGUUAACAGAGAACAAGAACAGAACAAGUGAAGAAAGAGGUUGGGAGCUAAUGUGGUUAGUGACCGGGUGUUUUGCGCCUUCAACAAACCUGCUGAAAGAAGCGACCUUGUUCCUUAGGUCACGUCGAAACCAAAUUGCACAGGACUGUAUACACAGACUACAGAAAACAUUGAGGAAUGGAACAAGAAAAUACCCACCUCACCAGGUAGAGGUAGAGGCAAUACAACACAAGACGACACAGAUCCUUCAUAAAGUCUACUUUCCCGAUGACUCAGAUGAGGCAUUUGAGGUAGAAUCAAGCACAAGAGCCAAAGACUUCUGUAUGAAUAUUGCCAACAAACUACGUCUAAAAUCAUCCGAAGGGUUUAGUUUAUUUGUCAAAAUUGCUGAUAAAGUGAUAAGUGUUCCAGAAGGUGAUUUCUUCUUUGAUUUUGUACGUCAUUUGAUAGACUGGAUAAGGAAAGCUAGACCAACUAGGGAUGGUGCACCUCCUCAGUUCACAUACCAAGUUUUCUUCAUGAAGAAACUGUGGACGAAUCUUGUACCAGGACGAGAUAUGAACGCUGAUCUGAUCUUCCAUUAUCACCAGGAACUACCCAAACUGUUACGUGGCUACCACAAGUGCAGCCGGGAAGAAUCUGCUAGGCUUGCCGCACUUAUUUAUCGUGUCAAAUUUGGUGAACAGAAAGCCGGUCUACAGAGUCUUUCACGUAUGUUACGAGAGCUUAUCCCUGCUGACCUGAUAAAAUCUCAGUCCCCCGACGAUUGGAAGAGGGCAAUUGUCAGUGUGUACAAUGCUGAUUCUGGUUUGUCACAAGAAGAUGCAAAAAUAGAAUUCCUCAAGGUCAUCUAUAAAUGGCCAACCUUUGGUUCUGCAUUCUUUGAGGUCAAGCAAACUACUGAACCCAACUACCCAGAACAUGUGCUGAUAGCUAUCAACAAGAAUGGUGUUAAUCUCAUUCACCCACAGACAAAGGAUAUCUUGGCGACACAUCCAUUCACCAAAAUAUCAAACUGGAGUAGCGGAAACACGUACUUCCAUAUGACGAUAGGAAACUUACUCAGGGGCAGCAAACUCCUCUGUGAAACUUCAUUGGGCUACAAGAUGGAUGACCUAUUGACCUCAUACAUCAGCCUCAUGUUGACAAACAUGAAUAAACAGCGCACAACAAAGAGAUAACUCUGUUAUGACUCUGGAUAAAAAGGGAGACUACUUUCACAAGACAUUUUGUAAAUCUUAUGGCAGUUUUUGUAGCCUCCUAAUUUUGGAGUCAGAUCAAUAAAAGAGCAUUUGCAGUCAUUAGUUAACAUUUUCCAGGAAGGAAAAAGAUUUAUUUGAAAAAUAAUUUGACAUUUCUGCAAAUUUACUGAUGGUGAAAUGUAAAUGAUUAAAAACGAAACAUAUUUAUAUACACAUGUGUCCAUAUUUACACAUCUAACCACACAAUUAUGUGUUCAAAUUACAGCACAUGAAAAUAUUGUAGACAUGCUUAUGUUUUGUACAUGUAUCAGAAAAAUGCUCACAUUCAUUAUGGAGCAUGCUGUGUCUAUUGUUUAACGACAUAUUUGUUUGAAAUUGGAAAUGUAAAAAAUGAUGUUAUGAUUUCUUCUGCAAUUAUGCCAUUCAGCAACAAAAUUACAAACUUUAAUUAUAACGUUUUUCAAAUAAAUACUAUGGCCUAAUCUGAAAUUAAAAUGUGAUACAUUUAAGUAUAACUGCAGGUCUGGUCCCUGGGAUUCUGUGAAGUCACUUAUUUUUGUGGUGGGGGGCGGGGGCAUGAAAUUCCGUGGUUUUGGCCAAAACGGCUAUUUCCUUUGGGAUAUAAAUUUGAGGAUUUUGACUCCGGAACAUGAAAUAAAUGAAGAUUUGACUCUUUUAUGUGGUCUUAUUUUUUUUGGAUUCAUUCAAGCAUGGAAUCCAUGAAAAGUAGUUCCUUACAAAUGCUGAUGACUAAAAUACUGUUGAAAAAUGAAGUUAAACCCUAAACAAAAAGCAAAACAACAAAAGUUACAGUAUCUUAUAUGGGCAAUUUAUAUGAAACGAUGGCAUAGGGCAAAUUACAUGUAUAGAGAUCAAUGAUAUAACUUAUGUAAAAUAUGAAAAUGUGCUUUUUUUUGUAAUAUCACUACAUGCUAAAAAUCCAUCACAUGUGCUUAUAAAUCCAGUAUCACAUUUAUUAUAAAAAUCCAGCAAAGCCAGUCACAGUUGUGCUAUAUGUCAUCACACAAUUUUAUAUGAAAUUUGAUCACAUUACUUAUGUAGAUAUUUAUGUGGGAGAUGGUCUUAUCGACUGUCACAAUUUAAGACUAUAUGUUGUACAUCAAGGAGAGGUAUUUGUAAAUAAUUUGAAAGAUACCAGUUCAAGUAGAACGCAGUAUGAUACAGUUGAAAUUCUGUAUUUCAAAUGCCAAAGGGUCGAUAGUUUUACAUAGAGGUAACCCAAAUUAAGAAAAUUAAAAUGAAAUGUUGUCAUGCGUUUUUGAGACCGGACUUGAAAAUGUCGUCGAUAUAGCCAGAAUUUUGAGAUAAGCGAUUUCGAGGUAUCGAAUUUCAGCUGUAAUUGUUUGGUUGCCAAGUUACCAUAUAUAAGAUGAACAUUUUCUAAUAUGACAUAAUUUGAGUUACCAUGGUGACAUUUUUUGUGAUGUUGAAUAGAAUAUAUAUUCUCCUGUCUCCCUUAAACAGACAUAAUAUUUCAUGUAUAUAUUACUGUUGUUGUCUCUGACAAUUUUUUUACUUAAAGAUUAUUUAUACCUAGACAUAGAGUACCAGAGAAGAAAAUAAUUUGAAAUGUUUUACUGCAGUAACACUUAAAGAGUUCCCAAAAGUUAUGAAAAAAAAAAGUUUUAUUACACUCAAUGUUUCCAACAGAAACAAAGACUUUUGCACAUUUCAGUACCUCUCAUGAACAGACUCGGUUAAACCGAGUCGGCUAUUAUGUUGCUUGGUUGUGUUCUUUGCUUCCAAAAGAUUUUCACAGAUUCUAUUAAUAGAUAAGUGAUCAUGCUUGGAACCUACUGAAUUUGAAUAUGUGUAUUAGAUUUAACAUCGUACGAAUUGACUGCAUUAAAAUGUUCCACUUUAUUUGGAGAAUAUUUCUAUCUUUCAUAUUUUGUUAAGAUAUAUUAGGUUAAAACAAAAUAUUAACUAUGAAUGUAUAUAUGACAGUUGUAAGAAUGUAUAUAAAGGUACCUUUAUUAAGAAGUAUUUCAAGGUUGUGAGAACGUAUAUAAAUGCUUUAUACUUGACCUUGUCCGUCAGACAGAUGUGCAUCUUUUAUGUGUUACUAUGUACAGCAUUGUGUAAUUGGUUGUUUCUGUCAAUAAUUCAGUUAUAAUAUUCAUCAGGAUUGUUUAUGAAUAUUCAUCAAUAAAUCUAGUUACUCUUUAAUAUUCACGGGCCAGUCAGUCUGUUUUAUUGAUUAAAUUUGUUUGAUGUAAGUGAGGCAGUCUAUAUGUUCCUUAGUGGUGAUUCAGUUAGUCCUGCUUUGAAUAUUCAUGUUUAAAUCUGCCUGAUUAAUAUUCAUAAUGCAAUUGUUUUGGAAAUUUGAGCUCUUGUUUAAUAUUCUGGUUUUAAUUUGCCUAAUUGAUAUUCAUAUAAAUUGUUUUUCUAGUUUUUUGAUACAAAGAAGGGUUGUGAAAAAUGAAAUUUUGCAGAAAUGAACAAUUACACAAGGUUUCUUGUUUAUGAGUUUGUGUUAUUGUGUGUAACAUUGAGGGAUGAGUUUUGCGUUAUCUUGUUUAAGGAUUUUGUAGUUUAAAAGAAUAUUCCAGUUUAAAAUGUGACAACUUAUUUACAUAAAUAUGGCUUCAGGUGUGCAUGGUUUGUUUGAUAUUAAUAUUUUAACUUAAGAAUUAGAUUAGGUGAGAAAAGCUGGUCUUUUUGCAUUGGAUAUUACUACCACAACUAAUUGAAUAUUAAUUAAGAUUUUAUAUUUGAUUAAAUUAUUUAACUUUUAGCCUGCUGGUGGCAAGUGAUUCAGUCAGUAAAUUUUCAGUGAACACCCCUUCGAAUAAUGAAUGGUAUUGCCCAAAUUGAAUGAUGGACCAGUCCAUUUUAGAAAUUUAGCAGGCUAAGGGUUAAUUGUGGUUUGCUUGCAGUACGACUAUACCAAAUAAUAAGGCAUAAUCCAAUGAAUCUAUUAUUUCUACUUAAUUAUUUCUUGGGAUAUUUUUUUUUUAUUUUUGUAAAAUUAAUCUCUUUAAAGAAAGAAAUAGGAUUGCAUACAUUCCUUUGAAUUGACAUUCCCAAAAAGAUAGAGAUGAAUAAACAUUCCAGUUCAAGAACAUAUGAAUAAACAUUCCAUAUAGAAUAACCAUUCCAGAAUAAAAACAGGUGAUUACACACAUUAUAUUUAGGGAUUUGUUUGCAUGUUCAUUCCAGAUAAAAAAUGAUUGCACCUUUCACUGUGGAUAAAUUUGAAUAAAACAUUACAGUUUCUUUGUAUUUUAAGAAUAGAAUACCUAAAUUUAAGGAAAAAAUAUAUGUUUCUUUUUCCUUUGCAGACUAUAGGGAGUAGGGUCUCGUCUGCUAAUUUGAAGUGUGAGCUGGGGAGGUAGGGAGGGGGCUCUUUGACAUUUGUUAGAAGAUCAUUUUCUGUUAUUUAUAUAUGUAUUUACAUUCCAUAUUAUUCCUGUGAUAUAUUUCACGUGUCUUGUCUUUUCCAGUUUAUUCCAUAUUCCAAAUGUGUGUUUGUUACCUAAUAGAUAUGGAUUUAAUUAUUUUCAAAUCCAAACAUUUUGCAGAAAUAAAGCAAAUAAGAAAGUACAAAUCUAGAAGGGUGAAGCUGUGUGUAAAAAUGACUUAUUUGUGUCUAGACUGAAGAUAAAUAAAAACAAACCGCUGGUGUUAAGCCUGUAUAUUUAAACACAAUGAGAGGCAGAUCUAUUUCAUUUAAGGUUAAUUCACAAGAUUUUGUGGGACGUACUUUAUGUAAAUUUGUCUUUGACUAUGUUCUAAUUAAUGUACUUUGGCAGAGAUAUUUUACUUUCUUGUGAAAAAUCUUGUAUACUGAUUACUGCUGGAUCUAAGUUUAAUGCAGAACUAUUGUAACUUCAUGUAGAGUACAUGUAACUACAUUUUAAAGUACAGAGAUGGUAAGAGGUGUUAGUGCACUGAAUGUUUUUUUUAUUAUUUUAUUUUUGCUAUGUUUGCGAAAAAUGACACUAUUAAUGACAUAUAUAUAUUAGCUUGUGUACAUAUAUAUACUGUGGUUCAGAUACAUAUCAAUGUGUUGUUUAUAUACAAAAGCAAUAAAAUAUAAUUUUUGAA